Sphaerodactylus townsendi is the source of this 1986-nucleotide messenger RNA. Its product is annotated as serine/arginine repetitive matrix protein 1-like. NCBI's taxonomy places the organism in Eukaryota, Metazoa, Chordata, Lepidosauria, Squamata, Sphaerodactylidae. The coding region runs from base 1 to 912 and encodes 303 amino acids. The transcript is spliced from 3 exons. The record is from RefSeq and is a predicted model, not a curated record.
AUGGUGAGGCCUGCCCCAACCGGGGCCAUCGCGAGGCCCCCCCGGCCGCCAGCCAAGGAUGCUCGACGGGGGGACGCGGGCAGGCCGACGGCUCCCCCUCCCCUGCAGGCCUGCAGCGCGCACGAAGCGCCCCGCGGACGACGGCCUGGCGCUGGGCCCUGCUGCGGCCGCCGAGACCCAAGCCCGAGGGGCGGGGGGUCUCGGGCCCACGGAAGCCGCCCCGCCCCGCCCGGCUCCUGGGCCCAGGCCGCCGCCUCUCCCCGGGCCGGCGGGCGGGCGGGCGCGCAAGGGCGCGUGAGGCGGGGCCCCGAUCCAGGGCCCAGUCGCGCGCGGCCCCCUCAGCGCCGGGAAGAGCUGACCGCAGAGGAGACGCCGCGGAGCCUCACCGCCGCCACUCGCCGGGCCGGGCCGGGCCUCGCCGCCUCCCGCUCUCAACGCUGGCGGCGGCUGCUGCUGCCGCCUCCUCCUCCGUCGGUCUCCUCCGGACUAUGGCGGCGGCGGAGGCGACGCGACGACAAGAUGGCGGCUCCCUCCUUCCUUCCUCCCUGGCGCUCUUCCUCCUCCGCGCAGGCCACGCCCCCUCGCUUACCGGAUCACUGUCGUGCACUGGUGCGCGUGCGCAGCUGGGGAGAGACGCCUGAGCGUGGGCGGGGCGUGCGUCCGCGCGUGGGGCCUCUUCUGCGCGUGCGCCGUAGGCCUCGGCCCCUCCGGUCGCUGGUGGCCGGGAGUCGCUGGGGGAGGGCGCGCUGCCGUUCCCGGCCUGUGCGAGCUGCGCCGCCCCCGCCUCAGAAGAGCCCCGUCCCGUUGACCAGUGGAAAAGCCCAGGCGCUACCGGUCCUAGAGCGCAUGCGCUGUGGGCAUCGCCCUUCCCCCCGAGCGACCGCCCGCCCGACCAAGGAAGGCGCCCUCUAGAGGACGUCGUGCUCGCAACAAGCACCAAAGAUGGAAGCAGCAGUUCCGGGAGAGCGGGUGGGAGGUCACUGUGGGUCAGCCUGUGGGUCUGCUGCAACCGGCAUGUGCUGCGAGGGCGCCUGCAGCAGCAGCAGAAGUGCCGCAGAACAGCGGACGCCGCGGGGAUUUCCCCUCCGUUAACAAUGAGGCCCAGAGGGGAAGGGCAGCCUUCCAGCCCAACGCCUGUCCCAGGCCCCGUGAGUGCCCACUAGAGUCAAAGAGAGCGCAGAGGAACGACAAGGCCAAAGCAGAUCCUGCCUCACCACCCUUUGGAGCUCACUGAGGAAGAAGCACACUGUCGUGUAAAUACUGGUGGUAGACAUGACACCCUGCUUGCCUGACCAUUACUGCUACAUCCCAGUGGUCUUGCAUCUGCCCAAACACAGCUCUGCAGGACACAUUUGGGCCCCUACUGACCCCUGGUCUGGGCUAAGUGGUGGUGUGACCAGACACACUGCUUCUGCAGUCCGGUGGCUGCUUGCCUGCCUGGUGUUGUGCUGGGGCAUGGCCUUGCAAUCUACUUCCCAGUGAUUCCCAGAGGAUAUAGCAUAGCCCCUCAUUCCUCCUGAGUGGGUCAAGCUGGUGCUGACACGUACUGCCAGUUGAACUGGACCAAGUGGGAGAAGAACACCGGCCAGUGCCAGUGUGGUCCUGACCCCUGUAACAGCUGGUUCCAUUACAGCCUUCUGGUGCAUGGCUGUGUGCCCUAGGCAUGCUCUGUAGAUGGAGCUGUCCACCCUGAGAAGAUGGAGCAUCUCCUUCAGCCCUGCCUGGAAGCAUGUUUGCAUGCCCCUCCCACAGGGUUUGCAUAUGCGAAAGUAUGCCCCUCACAUAAAGUGGUAGUAAAGAGCCUGCCCAUACAGGGCUGGGCAACCAAUGGUCAUUGCGAUCAGUAGCAGCAUUAAGGUCCUUGCAGGUGUAUAUGAGAUCUCAUGUCCUCUGUACAUGCCUCUGUGGUCCAUCCUGAUUCCCUCUCAUGGGUGCAGACAGAACUGGAAUUACAGCACAUCAGACAACAUCUCAAGCUAUGACGAC